AUGCAAAAACUUUCAUCGCAAAAAUCUCUUAAGAGUUUACUUUACGGAAAAAAGUCUGUCAAUCUAAAGAUUAAUUUACCUUCACAAUUCAGGAAUUAUAGUUUUAAAAAAACAAAUUCCGAUUAUUCAAUUUUGAAGGAAGGCGAUAAUAUUCAUGGUUGGGUCCUAACUUCAAUAGAAAAUUUGAAAGAUUUUGACUUGGUUGCCUAUCGUUUAAAACAUUCACAAACUGGAGCUGAAUACUUGCAUCUUGACGCUCCUUUUGAUAUGAAUAAUUCAUUUGCAAUUAAUUUUGAAACACCUCCAACUGAUGAUACCGGUAUGCCACACAUUCUUGAACAUACAACUCUUUGUGGCAGUGAAAAAUAUCCAGUUCGUGACUUGUUCUUUAACAUGAUGAAGAGAAGUUUAAACACUUAUAUGAAUGCCUACACAGCAAGCGAUCAUACCACAUAUCCUUUCAGUACUCAAAAUGAAAAAGAUUUUUAUAAUUUGAUGUCUGUGUAUUUGGAUUCUACUUUAAAUCCUAGGAUUUUAGAAACAGAUUUCAAACAAGAGGGACAUAGACUAGAGUUUGAAGAUCCUCUCGACUUGAAUUCAAAUUUACAAAUCAAAGGAGUUGUUUAUAAUGAAAUGAAGGGAGCCAUGAGUGAUAGUAAUCAAUUCUUUGCUUAUAAUUUACAAAAAUCAAUUCUUCCAAAUACUGUUUAUGCUUUUAACAGUGGAGGUGACCCAUCAGCCAUACCAAAUUUGACUUACAAUCAAUUGAAACAAUUCCACCAACAAAAUUACCAUCCUAGCAGGGCAAAAAUUUUUACUUAUGGAUCUUUUUCAUUUAUUAAUCAUAUCAAUUUUUUAAAUGAAAAUGCCUUUUCAAAAUUUUCUGAAUUACCAGUAAGAAAUUCUUCAAGCAAAGUUGAAAAAUUUACAGAACCUAAACAAGUAGAAGUGUUUGGGCCACCAGAUUCCAUGGUUAUUGAUGAGGAAAAGCAAACUAAAGUCUCUGUUUCUUACUUGAUGAAUGACAACUCUGAUGAUUUUGAAACCUUUUCCCUUUCUUUUCUAUCCGCCCUAUUGAUGGACGAGCCAAGGGGUGUUUUUUACAAGAAUUUAAUUGCUUCAGGAUUGGCUCCAGAUUUUUCUCCUUAUUGUGGUUUUGACUCUUCAAUGAGCACUCCAAUAUUUUCUAUUGGAGCUCAAGGUGUUGCAAAGAAAGACGUAGAAAGUAUUGAGCAGGCAAUAAGAGCAACAUUUGAAGAAGUAGUUCAUAAUGGAAUUGAUCAGGGUCUCAUAGAUACAGUUUUACAUAACGUGGAAUUAUCAAUCAAGAAAAAGUCAACCAAUUUUGGUGUAAACAUUUGUUAUCCAGUAUUCUCCAACUGGAUUCACAACAAUGACCCAACAGGUACUUUUAAAAUUAAUAGUCAAAUUGAAAGAUUGAGAGGUGAACUUGAAAAUCCAAACUUUUUCAAAGAGAAAAUCAAAAAAUAUUUUAUUGAAAAUCCGCACCGUGUUACAUUUGUAAUGCAUCCAGAUCCUAAAUAUUUCGAGAACCAAGAGAAGAAUGAAAAUGAAAGAAUUGAAAAAAUAUCCAAUUCACUAACUGAAUCUGAAAAAAUCAAGCUUAUUGAGCAAUACAAGGAAAUGGAGAAGGCAAAAGAAUCACAGGAAAAAAAUGUUGAACUAUUACCUACUGUCACAAUCAGUGAUCUGUCCAGACAAAUCAUGGAUCCCCAAAAUGUUCAGUCUCUUCCAGGAUCUCCAGAAUUCCACCUUAAUGUAGUCAAGGGAACUAAUGGUAUUGUACAAGUAACAUCCAUAGUUCCAAUAUCAUUAGCAGAAAUUCCAGAUCAUUUACAAAAAUUUGUUCCAAUAUUUGGUAAUUUACUUGUAAGAGUUGGUACAUCACAAAUGGAUUAUCUCCAAUUGGCCCACCAAAUAGAAUUGCAUACCGGUGGCAUUGAUGCUAGCCCUUUAAUCAUUCCAAGUUUAGAAAAGCUGAAUGACUUUUCUUUUGCCCUUAAAUUCUCUUCAUACUGUUUGGAAAGAAAUGUAGAAAAAAUGAUUGAGCUCAUGAGAGAAAUUUACACAAAUACCAACUUUUUUGGAAAUUUAAAUUAUUUACAAUCUUGUAUUGAUCAAUCAGCAAGUGAUGCAGCAAGCGGAAUACUUCAAAGUGGUCACCACUACGCCAAGCUCCAUGCUUCAUCCUCUCUUUCAUUUUAUGACUAUUUAGUAAAUAGUACCAGUGGUAUUGGUGCUAUGAAGUUUAUUAAGGAACUCUCAUCAAAUGCUGAUACUGAGUUAAUCGCCACCUCACUUCAAGAAUUGGCUCCUUACCUUCUCAGAAAGGAUAAAAUGAAAUUCCUCAUCACAUGUGAGGAGCAUCAGGCAACUAGAGUUAUGAAUGUAGUGAAGGAGCAAUUCUAUGAAUCAAUUCACAAUAACUCUGUAUCAAGUUUGGAAAAGAUGAAGGCCCAAUUAGACUUUAAGCCUAAUUUUGUCAAUACCUAUCUUUCUAUUCCUUCUUCGGUUAGCUUUGUUGGUAGAGCUUUAGCCACAGCACCAUUUGCUACAAAGGAUUCGGCUCUCUUGAGGGUAGUUUCAACAGUAUUGCAUUCUAAUUACUUGCAUCAAGAGGUUAGAGAACGUGGUGGCGCUUAUGGAUCCAAUGCCUCACAAAGUAUGAAUGGAGUUUUCACGUUUACCUCAUAUAGAGAUCCAAAUCCAAGCAGAAGUAUUGCUAUUAUGGCUAAUGCCUCUGAUUGGAUCCAAAAGCUUGGUUCAGUAACUAGCAAAACUGUUCAGGAAGCAAAACUUCAAGUUUUCCAACAAUUAGAUGCUCCUGUCACUCCACACGUUCAUGCCCAAAGCAAGGUUAUAUAUGGUAUUAACGAUGAUUUGCGUCAGUUCAGAAGAAACGUUGUUCUAGAUGCCACAAGGGAAGAUCUUAUUGAUACUUGUGUUAGAUAUCUAGGAGGAGAAAAUGACAAAUCUUCCUCCAAUACAAUUAUUGGAGGCAGUAUUGAGAAGGACAUUGACCAAAACGAAAUGUCAAAAUGGGUAUUAGUUAAAGAUGAACUUAAUUGAAUUAAAAUAAAAAUGAACAUUUU
Messenger RNA from Naegleria gruberi, 3113 nucleotides. RefSeq names its product metalloprotease. Gene Ontology annotation, molecular function: metal ion binding. The record is from RefSeq and is a predicted model, not a curated record. The coding region runs from base 1 to 3090 and encodes 1029 amino acids. Gene Ontology annotation, cellular component: mitochondrial matrix. Gene Ontology annotation, biological process: protein processing. NCBI's taxonomy places the organism in Eukaryota, Heterolobosea, Eutetramitea, Acrasida, Naegleriidae. The transcript has 2 exons.